This is a messenger RNA of Setaria italica (foxtail millet), 1380 nucleotides long. Its product is annotated as putative cyclin-dependent kinase F-2. Gene Ontology annotation, molecular function: cyclin-dependent protein serine/threonine kinase activity; ATP binding. The record is from RefSeq and is a predicted model, not a curated record. The annotation marks the transcript as partial. The transcript has a single exon. Gene Ontology annotation, biological process: regulation of mitotic cell cycle; protein phosphorylation. Lineage: Eukaryota; Viridiplantae; Streptophyta; Magnoliopsida; Poales; Poaceae. Gene Ontology annotation, cellular component: nucleus.
GGAGCGGUUCGGCCUCGUUCUUGUCCGCGCCGCGAUUUCGUUGCCGCCAAGCAAAUAAAAUCUCCCAAUCCGUCCUUCUCCCCCCACCCAGGACAUCCCGCUAUCCUCAUCCCGUCGAUCCAACCCAGAGGAAAUCCAGAUGGAUCGCCGCCGUCCUGCAGCUGCCGGCUUCGUCUCCCCCGACCCCGAUGUCCACCAGCUCCCGCGCCCUUCACCGGCCACGGAGACCGCCGGAUCUGCCACUUCUUCACCCCGCUGCGCCACGCCGGCGGCGGAACGCGUCGUCCCCCGAGCGCCGCCGCGGCAGGGGCGUCGACCCGCAAGAGGAGUCACGUCGAGGCCUUCGGCAGCACCGAGGAGUACGAGGAGACCUGCAGCCUCGGCGAGGGCGGCUUCGGCGCCGUCGCCAAGGUGCGCCACCGCGUCACCGGCGAGACCGUCGCCAUCAAGCGCCUCACCGAUCCCGAAGACGAAUUCUGCCGCGAGGAGCUGCUGCGGGAGGCGCGCUUCCACGAGGCCUGCGGCGCCCACCCGUUCAUCGUCGGCUUCCACGGCGUCGUGCGCGACCCGGCCACCGCGGAGCUCCGCCUCGUCAUGGAGUGCGUCGGCGGGCCAAGCAUCCACGGAUUCCUGCGCGACCAGGGGAGCCGCGGCCGCCUGCCGCUCCCGGAGGCCACGGUGCGCGCCGUCAUGUGGCAGCUGCUGACGGGCGCCAAGGCGAUGCACGAGAAGCACAUCUUCCACCGCGACAUCAAGCCGGAGAACCUCCUCAUCAGCGACGACGGCAGGACCGUCAAGAUCUGCGACUUUGGGAUGGCCAUGUCCCUGUCCGAGGCGCCGCCGUACGAGCCGGACGCCGGCACGCUCUGGUACAUGGCGCCCGAGUUGCUGCUGGAGAAGGAAGACUACAACGCGCUCGUCGACACCUGGGCUUUGGGCUGCGUCAUGGCCGAGCUCAUCAACGGGAAGAUGCUGUUCGACGAGGGCCGCGACGAGGAUGGGCAGCUCCGCGAGAUCUUCGAGGUGCUCGGCUACCCAGACGACAGGACGUGGCCGUGGUUCUCGUCCACGCCGUUCGCCAUCGAAUUGCUGCCGGAGCUGGAUGUGCACCAUCGGAACCACUUGCGCGAGAUGUUCCCUGAGGCAGUGCUGUCCCAGCAAGGAUUCGAGGUCCUGAGCGGCCUUCUCACCUGCAACCCCGACGAGCGGCUCACGGCGGCGGCCGCGCUCAAACACCCAUGGUUUGCCAAGGUCGACGCGCUGGAACUGCCGAGGAAAGAAGAGGUGUCAUCGGCGUUGCCCAAGAAGGAGAUGCUCGUGGUUCCUUGUGCGUGACUUAUUUUGAGAGUGUCCGUAGUUUGAGUGUUUGAAGUUUGACUA